Molecule: messenger RNA, 1713 nt
Organism: Cynocephalus volans (Philippine flying lemur)
Lineage: Eukaryota; Metazoa; Chordata; Mammalia; Dermoptera; Cynocephalidae
Gene: PLPP1
Product: phospholipid phosphatase 1
Exons: 7
Coding region: 609-1433 (274 amino acids)
Biological process (GO): phospholipid metabolic process; signal transduction; phospholipid dephosphorylation
Cellular component (GO): plasma membrane
Molecular function (GO): phosphatidate phosphatase activity
Source: RefSeq, a predicted model, not a curated record
GCCGCGCUGCCCGGCGGGAGGGGCCCGAGCUGGUUGGUGUUCCUCCUCCCUACCGGUCCCCAUCCUUAAAGCACGAGUCCAGACGCCCCGCCUGUCGGAGAGGGCGCCGGGAUCCGGGCGGCGAGCUCCCGGGGCAGGCCGGGGCCGGUAGAGGAGGGCCUGAGGCGGCAGAGCUGCCGCGGCCAGCACGCGAGCGUCUCGGCCCUUACCGAGUGUUUGCGGGCGCUGUGAGGGGAGGGGUCCCAGACGCCAUUGCAGGAGGUCGGAGCGCCGCCCGGUCCCAGUCCGCCCUCGGGUGCUCUCCUCCGGCUGGGAGGAGCCGUAGCUCGGGGCCGUCGCCAGCCCCGGGCCUGGGCUCGAGAAUCACUGUCUCGGCCGCCGACCCGCAGCUCCGUCCGCCUUCCGCACCGGACAGCCGGCACCGAGACCAUGUUUGACAAGACGCGGCUGCCGUACGUGGCCCUCGAUGUGCUGUGCGUGUUGCUGGGGAAGUUGUGGACCUCUGUUUUGGGUGGAUCAGUAAAGAGGAUGCAAUUGGGACCCCGAAUUCUUUUCUUAUUGAGAAAAGGGUGAAGGGUGCUGCUGAGAGAAGUGCUUCUGCAGUAGCCAUGACUGGAGCUUUGCUUGGAGCUUCCAUGCCUAUGGCUGUUCUAAAAUUGGGCCAAAUAUAUCCAUUUCAGAGAGGCUUUUUCUGUAAAGACAACAGCAUCAACUAUCCGUACCAUGACAGUACCGUCACAUCCACUGUCCUCAUCAUAGUGGGGGUUGGCUUACCCAUUUCCUCUAUGAUUCUUGGAGAAACCCUGUGUGUUUACUUUAACUUCUUACACUCAAAUUCCUUUAUCAGGAAUAACUACAUAGCCACUAUUUACAAAGCCAUUGGAACAUUUUUAUUUGGUGCAGCUGCUAGUCAGUCCCUGACUGACAUUGCCAAGUAUUCGAUAGGCAGACUGCGGCCUCACUUCUUGGAUGUUUGUGACCCAGAUUGGUCAAAAAUCAACUGCAGUGAUGGUUACAUUGAAAACUACAUAUGUCGAGGGAAUGCAGAAAAAGUUAAGGAAGGCAGAUUGUCCUUCUACUCAGGCCACUCUUCAUUCUCCAUGUACUGCAUGCUAUUUGUGGCACUUUAUCUUCAAGCCAGGAUGAAGGGAGACUGGGCAAGACUCUUACGCCCCACACUACAAUUUGGUCUUGUUGCUGUAUCCAUUUAUGUGGGCCUUUCUCGAGUUUCUGAUUACAAACACCAUUGGAGUGAUGUGUUGACUGGACUUAUUCAAGGAGCUCUGGUUGCAAUAUUAGUUGCUGUAUAUGUAUCAGAUUUCUUCAAGGAGAGAAAUUCUCCUUUUAAAGAAAGAAAAGAGGAAGACUCUCAUACAACUCUGCAUGAAACACCAACAACGGGGAAUCACUAUCGGAACAAUCACCAGCCUUGAAGGGUGGCAGGGUGCCCAGAUGAAGCUGACCUGCUUUCUAAAGGAAAAUGAUUACAACCAGAAGGCAAGAGGAUGAAUCUUUCUUCUCAGUGUACAGGCUUUUAAGGGACUGCUGCUAUGCCUCUUGGAUGCCCACUUUAUCUGUGUGUAUAUAGUUAGUUACAUUUAACACAAUGGUUAUCUAAUAGCGCUAAGUUCAUUAAAAAAAUUUCAAGCCUUCCACUAAAACAAUGCCUCACCUGUACAUUUUUUAUUAAAAAAUGUAAUGCUUAUGUACAAA